AUGGUGAUGUUUGCAUCCCUGUUGUUUCUCACGCUUUACAUUGGCUUUCUCCAGCCAGUGACAAAUUUUAAUACAUUUAUGGUGGAAGAUCGGCCAGGCGAGCAGUGGAUUACCUUGAGGAGAAAAUUCGGCAAGGAUGAACAUAUUAAAAUCGAGGCAACCAUGAUUGAUGGAGCAAUUACUGUUCCAAAAGCAAAUGAUGAGAAUUUAGGGGAAGAUUUGAGGCUUCACAUAAGUGUGCUUGUUGACAUAUGGAAGGGUGAAGGUAGUGAGUUCUUGGAGUUUGUCUGUUCAUCCUGGCCAAAUUCAUUGGAGAUUCAGAAAGUUUACAUCCUCAGAAGCGAUGGUUCUCGAGCUCAGCCUUACAUGGGGCCCAAUGUUAAGGAUUUGAACAGUGGCUUCCGAGAUGGCCUAAAUGAAUUCCUAAAGGCAAGAGGGAUAAAUGAUGAACUUUCUGCAUUCCUUCAUGAAUUUAUGAUGAAUAAGGAUAGAAUUGAAGCAAUUGGAUGGUUGAGAAAAAUCCAGUCUUUUAUCGAAAGUUAGAGUCACGUCUCGCCCCUCUCAAAUUCUCUGUAAACUUCGUCUGUUGUAACUUAUAUUUUUUGCAUGAGGUUUCUACUCUUCUUCUUACCUCUCUGUUUACCAACACAUCAAUUAGAAAACUGUUGAUGCGUAGAUGUUAAACAACGACAUCAUAAUUUUGUUUCUCAA
This is a messenger RNA of Solanum dulcamara, 711 nucleotides long. RefSeq lists its product as uncharacterized. The coding region runs from base 1 to 543 and encodes 180 amino acids. The record is from RefSeq and is a predicted model, not a curated record. Gene Ontology annotation, cellular component: mitochondrial matrix. The transcript is spliced from 2 exons. Lineage: Eukaryota; Viridiplantae; Streptophyta; Magnoliopsida; Solanales; Solanaceae.